This is a messenger RNA of Linnemannia hyalina, 717 nucleotides long. The record is from the annotation of a GenBank genome assembly. NCBI's taxonomy places the organism in Eukaryota, Fungi, Mortierellomycota, Mortierellomycetes, Mortierellales, Mortierellaceae.
AUGAAAAUCACUUCCUCCAUCCUUAUCGCUGCAGCGCUGGCUUUCGCAUCCACCUCCGACGCCCUUCCCAGGCCUUAUUCCUCCUCCCUUUCCUCCCUCAUCAACGCCAACACGGCCUUGCCCACUGUUAUCCCCACUGGCGACCCUUACCCUACUGGUGGCCCUAACCCCACUGACGGCGGCCCUUACCCCACUGUUAUUCCAACUGACGGCCCUUACCCCACUGUUAUCCCUACUGGCAGCCCUUACCCUAUUGGCAGCCCUUACCCUACUGGCAGCCCUUACCCUACUGGCAGCCCUUACCCUACUGGCAGCCCUUACCCUACUGGUGGCCCUUACCCUACUGGCAGCCCUUACCCUACUGGUGGCCCUUACCCAAGCGGCGGCCUGACCGAUUGCUGGCCUGAUUGGAACAACACCACUCCUAUCCCUACCCCCACCGGCUCGAGCACUUGGACCGACACUCCCGUCCCUCGCCCCACCUGGUCUGGUAGCUCGGGUUACAACAGCACCUGGACUGACACUCCCGUCCCUCGCCCCACCUGGUCUGGUAGCUCGGGUUACAACAGCACCUGGACUGGCACUCCCUGUCCUCGUGCCACCCGGUCUGCUAGCUCGGGUUACAACAACACCUGGACUGCAACCCCUCAGCCUACUUGGUCCAGCGGCGCUGUCACCGCCCCCACCCCUACCCAGACCAGAACUUGGCCCUGGUAA